Messenger RNA from Penicillium odoratum, 1047 nucleotides. Its product is annotated as zinc-dependent alcohol dehydrogenase family protein. Gene Ontology annotation, molecular function: oxidoreductase activity; zinc ion binding. The transcript has 3 exons. Lineage: Eukaryota; Fungi; Ascomycota; Eurotiomycetes; Eurotiales; Aspergillaceae. The record is from RefSeq and is a predicted model, not a curated record. Bases 1 to 1047 code for a protein of 348 amino acids.
AUGAAGGCCGUUGUAUUCAAAGAGGUUGGGUGCAUAGAGAUUGUUGACCGACCCAAGCCUCACAUUCAGCAUACCACAGAUGCUAUUGUAAAGGUGCUUCACACUAGCAUUUGUGGCACUGACCUCCAUAUAAUGCGUGGACAUGUACCAACAUGCAUGCCAGGUCGCAUUUUGGGACACGAAGGAGUUGGAGUCAUCGACACCUUAGGAACAGGAGUCACCGGCUUGAAUAUCGGGGACCUCGUUCUGAUCUCCUGCAUCUCAGCCUGUGGCACAUGCAAAAGGUGCCGGGCCGGAAUGACCUCGCAUUGUGUGACAGGUGGCUGGAUAUUGGGACAUACAAUUGACGGGACGCAGGCUGAAUAUGUGCGAAUUCCACAUGCGGCAUUCUCACUAUACCCUUUGCCUUCGACUAUUGAUCCCCAGAUUGCGGUAGCCCUAUCUGAUGCCUUUCCCACGGCAUACGAAUGUGCCAUUCUUCCUGGGAAAGUGCAGCCAGGAUCCACCCUCGCUAUCGUGGGUGCUGGCCCCGUGGGACUGGCUGUGUUGAUCCUAGCGAAGCUGUUCUCGCCGAAGCUAGUGGUAUUGAUAGGAAAGGGUGAACCCCGAUUGGCUGCUGCAAUGCAGUUAGGGGCCGACCAUGUCCUCAGCUCCUCUCUAGGAAAUGAAGAAAUCACCAAGUCAGCUCUGGCAGUCAGUGAAGGGGAAGGAUAUGACACUGUGGUUGAGUGUGUUGGAAUCCCUGAAACCUUUGAUCUCUGCCAGAGUCUUCUUGGGCUAGGUGGUAUACUCACUAAUGUCGGGGUGCACGGGUCAAAGACGGACUUACAUUUGGAGAAUCUAUGGUCCAAGAAUAUAUCAAUCACAUGUCGACUGGUGGAUACGACUACACUGAUCCAACUCUUGAGCUUGUUAGAGAAAGGCAAGAUUCAUCCAGGCCUAUUGAUAUCGCACCGUUUUACGUUUGGAGAUAUCACGGAAGCAUAUGAGACCUUUCAAUUGGGAUCAUCCAAAGAUGUGCUGAAGGUUGUCAUCGGCAUGGAAUAA